UCUUGACUCUCACAAUGUUACACAUUCUCAUGACUAUAAAAUACAUAGCAACAUUGGUUUUACUCUCAGUUCUCCUUUGACAUUCGAAGAAUAAGCAAGUAAUACGAUUUUUAAAAAACGGUCGGUCGAAAAAUUUCAAGAAUAAAAAUAAAAGAUACUUUAAAGAGUGUAUCCAAAUAAUUUUUGUGAUUUAUUAAGGCAAAAAAAAAAGAAUUUUUUGUGUUAAAUAAAGUGAGAAAGAAAAAAAAAUGAAAGAUAUUCACAACAAAAUUUAUUUAAUGCACAUAGAAGAGAAAAGAUGAGAAGAAAAAGUAGAAAAAAAUAUUUUUUGAAAUAAAAAAGAAUGUACAUACAACAAAAAUCAUCAAUGUGAAUGAGUAGAAAGAAAAGAAAUAAGAAAGAAAGAGAAAAGAGAAGAAGAAAAUAAAAAUAUAAAAAAAAAUUAAAUUUAUAAGUUGUUGGAAUCUUAGUGAAUACAAAAUAAUACAAAGAGAAAUAAAAAAAAAUGAAUUUCGUGUUGUAGAAGAAAAGAGAAAUAUUUUGUGAGCUGUACAAAUGCGAAAAUUUAGUGAAUAAAUCUUUUUACCCUAAAAAAAAAGAGAUUCUACAAAAGAAACUUUUAAGCCCGGCACAAAAGUAAACACACAGCAAAAAUGAAGAAAUGGAUAAUAAUUUAUUUCGCACUGCAUUGCCUGUGCUAUGUUAAUAGUACCAAUAAAUUAGUAGAUAGUUCGUAUGUUCAACAACAACAACAGAAAGUUGAGUGCAUGUGGAAGCGACAAGGAUCGUCUUCAGCCGCUACACAACACAACUCAAUUGACGGAAGUGAUAAUAAUCGAUAUUUAUCGUGCCGCAUGAAAACGAUAAGUGGAUUGGAUGGUCUCAUAAAGAAUCUUACGACCUACAAUAGUCAAAAUCAGAUAGUGAAUGCAUUAAAAUUAGAAUGUAGUGAUGUAUUAUUUGCUGAGAGUUCUCUCGUUGUUGAGAAUAAUGUGAAUAAUGGAAUAGGAGAUUAUGGUGCCUUUAAUAAGCAUUUGCAUGAGCUAACAAUUCAAUUUUGUAAAAUUAAAUAUGUACCGUCGAUGACAUUCAAGUCACUAAAAAAUCUUAAAAGUCUUACACUUCAGACACAUAAUGCUGAUUGGUCGACAAUUAAUUUAGAAUUACAUUCAGAGACAUUUAGUGGAUUAAGUGAAUUAAGACGACUUAAUUUAGCUGAUAACAACAUUUGGACACUGCCGAAUGGCAUUUUUUGUCCACUCUUUACACUCAAAUAUUUAAAUUUGAGUAAAAAUCAUCUGAAUGAUGUCUCACAAGUUGGAUUCAGUUUGAAAAAUGCUGCAACUCCAUCAGGUGGAAAUGAUAAUGAUUUAUUUACCGGCAGUCCACCAUCUGCAGCAAGUACGCAAGCAUCAUGCAAUAGUGGUGUUGAGCAACUCGAUUUAUCAUACAAUAAUCUCAUUAGUAUUCCAAAUAAUUGCUUCAAUGCACUCAAGAAUCUCAAUUUCUUGCAUUUGGAUAGCAAUCAAUUGACAAUUCUAGAUGAUAAUUCAUUUCAAGGACUUGACAAGUUGCAAUUCUUGAAUAUAACAAAUAAUCGAUUGAUUGCAUUACCACCGGAAUUAUUUGAGAAAACAAAGGAACUGAAACGACUUUAUAUCGGUAAUAAUUCAUUGGCUGUUCUUGCACCAGGAUUGUUUGAAAAAUUAGAUCAAUUGGAAGUGCUUGAUUUAUCAUUUAAUGAAUUAACAUCAUCGUGGAUUAAUCGUGAUACAUUCCUUGGAUUAAGUCGGCUGAUUGUGUUAAAGUUAAAUAAUAAUAAAAUGACAAAAAUUGAUCAGUUUGUGUUCCGUGAACUUUACGAAUUGCAAGCACUGAACUUAGAAUUUAAUCAAAUUGAAAUGAUUGCACAGAAUGCAUUUAUUGAUUUGAGGAAUCUCCAUCAAUUGCUCCUGUCAAAUAAUCAAUUGAAAAUUAUCGAGUCAAAGCACUUUGCUGGACUUCACAGUCUCAAUCAAUUGAUUCUUGAAUCAAAUGAAAUUUCAAAUAUCCAUCCAAAUGCAUUCGAUAAUCUCACAAAUGCUGUUGUCGAUUUGAGUUUGAAUGAUAAUAAGCUCAAAAGGAUACCAGAUUCAAUUAGAAAGUUGAGAAAUUUGCAAGCACUCGAUUUAGGAAAGAAUCAAAUCACAGAAAUUGAGAGUGAUUCAUUUGAUGGACUUGAACAGUUGGCAGGUCUAAGGUUAACUGAUAAUCAAAUUACAACCAUCACGAAAGGGGCAUUUGUUGCUUUAAAGUCCAUUCAUGUUCUCAAUUUCGCUUCGAAUAAAAUCAAGCAUAUCGAUCAAUCAUCAUUUCUAACGAAUGAGAAAUUGCGUGCUAUACGUCUCGACAGCAACGCUUUAGAAGAUAUUUCCAGUGCUUUUACAUCAUUAUCAUCCUUGGUGCUCUUAAAUGUAUCCAACAAUAAUAUCAAAUGGUUCGAUUUUAGUCAUUUGCCAUCGUCAUUAGAGUGGUUGGAUAUCCACAAUAAUAACAUUACUGAAUUGGGCAAUUACUUUGACGUGACUAGUCAACUGAAGAUAAAUUAUAUGGAUGUAUCAAAUAACAAAAUUAGAAAAAUUAAAAAUGAUCUCAUUCCCAAAAAUAUCACCACAAUUAAUUUGAGCAACAAUCUUAUCGAUGACAUUCCAUCUGGAACAUUCUUAAAUAAGAAGCAUAUUCGUAAAAUAUUCCUCAAUGGAAAUAUGAUUAAGAAAUUGCAAAUCACAUCAUUGAUAGUGUCAAAAUUUGAUAUUUUGCGUGAGGCACCAGAGAUUUAUCUUGCUGGAAAUCCACUGCAUUGUGAUUGUCAUUUAGAAUGGCUGAGAAAUAUCAAUGAAUUAUCAGAACAAAGACGACAAUUGCCAAAGCUUAUAGAUAUGAAUAAGAUCAAAUGCACAAUGGAACAUAAUCAUGAGAUUAUGAUGUCUAGAAGUUCCAAUGAUGAUGUUGCAAUCAAGCCAUUCAAUGAAUUAAGUUCCAAUGAUUUCCUCUGUAAAUAUGAAAAUCAUUGUCAUACGUUAUGUCAAUGCUGUCAAAAUGAUCAAAAUAGUGAAGAUGAUGACGAUGACGAUGAUGAUGCACCAAGUUCAGAAUGCAAAUGCAAAAUGACAUGUCCAGAUCAAUGCUCAUGUUAUCAUGACAACACAUGGAAUAAAAAUAUUGUUGAUUGCGGUAAUGCAAAUAUUCAAUCAUUUCCACAACGCAUACCAAUCGAUGUUACAACUUUGUAUAUCGACGGAAAUAACUUAACGCAUUUAUCGCACCAUCAAUUUGUUGGCAAAAACCGUCUUGAAGUACUUUAUUUGAAUGACAGUAACAUUCAUACAAUAGCAAAUGGAACAUUUGAUGAACUAAAGAGUUUACGAGUCUUACAUCUCAAUCGUAAUCAACUUAAACGUCUUCAUGGAAAUGAAUUUAAGGAACUUAUGCUAUUAAAUGAAAUUUAUCUUGAUCAUAAUCGUCUCAGUCAUAUUGGUGAUAAUACAUUCAAUCAUAUGAAAUUCUUACGCAGUAUUGAUCUUAGCGAUAAUCGUUUAGUUGACUUCAAUCCAAUUACACAACUCGCGACAUCAAGUAGAAGUGGAAUGUUGCAACAAGUUUAUCUCGAUGGUGAUAAUAAAUGGAAUUGUGAUUGUAAGUCUUUAGUACAAUUGAUUGAAUGGAUCAGAAAUCGUUCUAAUAAUUUCAAUGUGCAACGAAUGUUGUGUAAUGAUAAUCGUAUUGUUGGGGAUGUGCUGAAUAACUGUGAGCUAUUGAAAAACACAAAUAUUUUUGGAGAAGUUGCAACACCACCAUCAUCAUUAAACUCAUUACAGCAAGAGCAUUCAACAAUUGUAGCAGGAAACGGUAAUGGAAAUCCUAUUUAUAGACAUAAUAUAUUUGGAGGUAGUGGUGGAAUCGGAAGUGGCGGAUACAUUCCAUUAUUUGCUGCAGUUCUUGUCACUAUCAUCACAUCAGCAUUAUUAAUUGCGCUAGUCUGCAUAUUCAGGCAAGAUGUAAAAUUAUGGGCAUUUUCAAAAUACGGAUUAAGAUUUGGUGGAGAUGGAACUACAAAGAACAGUGGAAGUAAUAAGAAAAAGGCAACAACAUUAGCAGCACAACAUCUUCGUUAUAAUAAUGGAACUACUGCAAUUGAUGAUGAAGAGUAUUUCACUGAAAAAGUUUAUGAUGCAUAUUUUAUAUACAGCAUAAAUGAUACAGAUCUUCUCACACAAAUUUUACUCCCCGAGAUGCAAAAUCUUGGCUAUAACAUCUCAUCAUUCAAUCAUCAUAAUAAACCAAUCAUGACACGAGAUAAUUUUCAAGUAACAAAUUACUUAAUUGACACACUGAAAGCAGGCACUGAUGCAUCUCAUAAGAUUGUUAUCGUUUUGUCAUUCAACUUUCUUCAGACGGAAUGGUGCGACAGCAAUUUCCGUUGUGCAAUGCAGGCUCUCAUCGAGUCAUUGAUGAAUCAACGAAAAAAUAAAAACAUUAUUCUGAUUCUCACUGUGCCAGUUCAAAUCAUUCAAAUGGAUCCAUUGCUGCAGCUUCUCAUUCGUACAUGCACAGUGAUUUGUUGGGGAGAGAAACGAUUCUGGACGAAAUUACGUUAUGCAUUGCCGGAUGUAUCGUCCGAUAAGAAAUAUAUUCAAGGCGAUAAUCGAUACACACCAGCACCAACAUCAACAUUGCAACGGGGUCCGAUGAUGAUGGCUGUAAAUAGUACCGGUUCAAAUAAUCAACCGUCAGAUUGGUACAAUUUAUCACCUGUCGUGUGCAGUGGAUAUUCAAUGCCAAUCAAUCAAUAUCAGGAUCAUCAUCAACAGCAACAAUAUCAUCAACAAUUUUAUACAAAUGAGAAUGAAAUGCCAAAUAAUUUACGUGGUGCAUCAUACGACUAUGAACAACCAGAUUAUAAUACACGUGGACCGCAAUCAAUAGGCGGCUCGUCAACAUGUCUCGGUCAUGUUUAUUCAACCAUACCUGAAACACCACCGCUAUCAUCCUCCUCAAAUGCUUCUACGCCAACAUUAUCGCAUAAGCAUGGCAAAGCUAGUCACUUAAUUGAGCAACAGCAACAUUGUGAUUCAUCCAAUAAUGACCAUUUUGUAUAAAGAGAUUGAGAGAGAAAUUGAGACACAAUGUAUGUAUGUAUGUUAUUUGCUAUUGAGGAUUAAUUGGUAAAUAUUAUGUUUCAACAAAAAAAGAAUGCUUAAACUUGAACUAUCAAUUAUGCAUAAAAUAUGUACAUAAAGAAGAAAAUUAAUUAAAAUGAGGUCCGGUUCAUGUGAAAAUUAGAGAUUCUUUCCUAUACAAACUUGACAUUUGCAGAAAAUUAAAUUCUCUGUAAACACAUUUUUUGAAAAAGGGGGAAUUGUAAAAUUUUGUAGCCACUUGGGAUCUCAAAGCAACAAGAAUGAUCGAUGUAAAUAUAUAAAAUUUUAAAAAUGAGAAAAACGAGAUUAAUUCUUUAUAUUGUACAUAUUAAUUUGUAUAUACGAAAAAAAAACCAUAACUUUAAACAUCUCUGACUCACUUCAUGAAAAAAUGAUUUUUUGAUUUUUAUUACUUCGUCUGUAUGUGGUUGGUUGAACUCUCAUUUGCUGUAUUUUUUUGAAUGUGCACAAUGUCGUUUAAGGUUUGGACACUAUAUCUCGCUAGUUCUCUGGCUAAGCAGCAUUUUAGCUAGUAAGUCUGUUUUUUUUGAUUUAACUCGGGACGCACAAAAUCUCUACUACGCCUUUGGCCUUUAGAGUAAGCUUGAUCGACACUGCCGCUUUUUCGUUGCUUUAAAAUGAUUGAAUGGAUCAUCAAAAAUAACAAUAAUACUAAAACGCGGUAUAGAGAGUGAGUGAAACAUGUGGAAGCGAUAAAAAGCAAGUCAAAGGCAGACAUAAAAGCGGCAUAAAUUUCAAUCUUUUUCCUCAGUCAAAAAAAAUAUAAGUUUAAUAAUAACACAAUGAUUGUGAAUUAUUUCAUAUAGGAGAAAAUUUUUGUGUGAAAAAGAAAUUGCAAUAAUAAUAAUAAUGAUUGAGGAUGAUGUUUGUUAAUGUUAUUUGUUAAAAAUGAUUGAGAUGAGCUUGAUGGACUUUUGAUGAGCUCGAUGAUUGAGUUAUUUUAAUUGUGUCAAGAUAACGAUGAGCCAAGUCCGAACAUAGACGUGACUUUUUGAUAAUUUAAUGUCAAAUGACUAAAGUUAAACUAUAGGCUUAAUAAUGAUUCAUUAAAAUCAUGUAUAGCUUCAAAAGACUGAAAAACAUUAUUGUUAUUUAAUGGUCAACAACUUUUUUUUGCUGUUCAACAAGAGCCAAUUGACUCAUGUGUAAUAUUCGAGAGAUUCUUGAUAUUUAAAUAAUUUUUUAAAAGUUGUAAUGUCAUUGUCCAUAUUUGAUUUAUUGUCAAAAUAAAUUCGGAAUCUCUUAUAAAUUUAACAAAAAUUCAAUUCACUAAAUUUUAUUCCUGAACGAGCAUUUUUUAUUCCUCAAAAAAAAUUCAUUUCCCAAACAAAUUUUCAACCGUAAAAAAUUCCCGAUAAAAAUUUAUGAAGCAUUUCAAAUUUUAUUUUUUUUAUUCUCGUUGUUCGAAUAUUGAUCGAACAAGUUGCGUAUUAUUGCCGCCGUCAUCAUAACGCAUGUUUCCUCACACUCUAUUUUUCCCUAGUUCUUAUUCCUCUUUUUUCCAACCACACAUCACACAAAAAAUAAUAUAAUAUACACAGUAUGCCUGCUCUUUUUUUUGUGAUGAUGAAAUACAUAACAUUUUAAAUAUAAAAAGUGAUAACCAAAUAAAAGUAUCAGCUGUGCUGGUUCAACUGGAUGUCAUUGGUAAAAGAAAAAAAAAAUAAGCAGCACUUUAACGCACACACAUAUUUCACGUGUAAUUAAAUUUUCAUUGAUCCAUAAAAAAAUAUAAAGGAAAUGUUUGAAAAAAGUUGAAAACAAAAAACCACACAAAAAUGCUUAAACAGCAGCAGAAAAUUGAAUAUUUAUGGCAGAGUACGAUCACCUUAAAAUGUUACAAACAAUAAACCCUUUAAGGGGCUUGCAUAAAUGAUGUCUUUUAAAAAAUGACUCCUUAGCAUUGCAGUAGGUCUUCUCUGAAUGCAAUGAAAUAAUGAAAGGUCCAAGAAUUAUUUGUUUGACUACCAAAAUGUGAUAAAUGGAAGAAAAAACAAUUUUAAUUCAUUAAAAACCAGCGCGAUACUUUCAUAAUUCAUAAGCAUUUAAAGGUAAAUUAUGCCUACUUAAUGUCCAUAAACACACAUUUCAUAUUUUUUAUUGUGUAAAUUGACUGAAAAACUUUUCACAUUUUUGUGUGUGAAGAAUUUUAAACGAUUUCUUUCCCUUCUCAUUUUUAAUUUUAUUUAUUUAUUUUUACUUCAUAAAAAUUCAAAAAGUCAAGUUAGUCCAACAAAUAAGAGAAUUAAAAAAAAUUCAUAAUCCACUUUGUGUACAUUAAUUCAUAUUAUAUUAUAAAUUUGAUUUGUGGUCAACAAAAGCCUAUUAUUAAAAAAAAUAGUAAUACUAGUAAAAAUGAAGUUUAAUGUCCAUUUAGCCCAGUGAUGAUAAACAUUUCACAUAACACAUUUUAAAUUUAAUUUUUUUUUGAAUGCCAUAAAAGAAUGAAAAUACACUUAGAAAAAAAAAUGUUAAAAUUAUUAUUUUUUUCAUGCAUUUUUAACUUACUACAUAAUUCAUACAGACGCUUUAUAUGUGUAAACUUAAGUAAACAAAAGAUUUUUAACAGUAAAGAAGUAAUGAAAUUUUUGGUAAAUGAAAAAAGUUUUUGAUCCGUUUCCGACCUUACAACAUACAAAACCUUUUCUCACAUGUACCGAAAAAAAGAAAAAUCAAAAUUUAUGAAUGAAGCGAGUCAACUCACGUGAUAUUAGAAUUUGUUCAUUGUAAAAAAGUAAUUAAAAACAAAAUUUCAAACGAAAGUUUUAUGUAAAUUUAAUUAAGCUCAACAAAAAUCUAGAAAUUUUCUUCUCACUUCAUUGCAAAAAAAAUUGUAUUUGUGUUGAAAAAAUUGUUAUUUAUGUUAACAGCAGCAAUGAGAAAUAGCUGAAAGCUUUUUAAAGAAAAAUUUGAGCAAACAAAAAUUUGUAAAAUAUUUAUUGUAAAAAAAAAGUUUUCAUUUCAAAAAAAGAAUUUUCUGUAUAAUUUUUACCUCAUUAGCAUAGGCAUACACAGAUUUAAAUCCAUUAUAGAAUACACCAACAUGAAGAUUCUAUAGAAAGUAAAUAAAAUCUCAAAGUAAGAAAAAUGAGAAACUAGAAAAGAAACCAAAAAAGAAUUAAUAAAGUAAAAAAAUAAAUCUAUAAUAAAAAAUUAAAUAGUAAGCCUAUUGACAUGAAAUAAUUGAGAAAAAUCUACAAAAAUGUGGACAA
Chironomus riparius is the source of this 8413-nucleotide messenger RNA. The record is from the annotation of a GenBank genome assembly. Lineage: Eukaryota; Metazoa; Arthropoda; Insecta; Diptera; Chironomidae.